Messenger RNA from Eubalaena glacialis (North Atlantic right whale), 2699 nucleotides. It is a transcript of the gene PTGS1, whose product is annotated as prostaglandin-endoperoxide synthase 1. Bases 57 to 1925 code for a protein of 622 amino acids. Gene Ontology annotation, cellular component: cytoplasm; neuron projection. Gene Ontology annotation, molecular function: prostaglandin-endoperoxide synthase activity; oxidoreductase activity, acting on single donors with incorporation of molecular oxygen, incorporation of two atoms of oxygen; heme binding. Lineage: Eukaryota; Metazoa; Chordata; Mammalia; Artiodactyla; Balaenidae. The record is from RefSeq and is a predicted model, not a curated record. Gene Ontology annotation, biological process: cyclooxygenase pathway; response to oxidative stress. The transcript is spliced from 12 exons.
AGACGCACCCAAGGAGCAGGCAGUCCGCAUCCUGCAUCCAUCAGCCGCCCUGCACCAUGAGCCGGCGGAGCGUCUCGCUCCGGUUCUCGCUGCUUCUGCUGCUGCUGCCGCCAUCCCCUGUCCUGCCAGCGGACCCCGGGGCACCCGCGCCGGCCCCAGUGGAGAAGAUCUCCCUCGGUGAGGACCUGGGGUACACCAGCCAUUCCGGAGACAGUGGAGUGAACCCCUGUUGUUACUAUCCAUGCCAGCACCAGGGUAUCUGCGUCCGCUUCGGCCUUGACCGCUACCAGUGUGACUGCACCCGCACGGGCUAUUCCGGCCCCAACUGCACCAUCCCUGAGCUAUGGACCUGGCUCCGGACUACUUUGCGGCCCAGCCCCUCUUUCCUCCACUUCCUGCUGACGCAUGGCCGCUGGUUCUGGGAGUUAGUCAAUGCCACCUACAUCCGGGACAUGCUCAUGCGUCUGGUACUCACAGCGCGUUCCAACCUCAUCCCCAGCCCCCCCACCUACAAUGUAGCGCAUGACUACAUCAGCUGGGAGUCCUUCUCCAAUGUGAGCUACUAUACGCGUGUUCUGCCCUCUGUGCCCCGAGACUGUCCCACGCCCAUGGGGACCAAAGGGAAGAAGCAGUUGCCAGAUGCCGAGCUCCUGAGCCGUCGCUUCCUGCUCAGAAGGAAGUUCAUCCCUGACCCCCAAGGCAGCAACCUCAUGUUUGCCUUCUUUGCGCAACACUUCACACAUCAGUUCUUCAAAACUUCUGGCAAGAUGGGUCCUGGCUUCACCAAGGCUUUGGGCCAUGGGGUCGACCUUGGCCACAUUUAUGGAGACAAUCUGGAACGUCAGUAUCACCUGCGGCUCUUUAAGGAUGGGAAACUCAAGUACCAGGUGCUGGACGGAGAGAUGUACCCGCCAUCGGUGGAAGAGGCGCCUGUGCUGAUGCGCUACCCCCAGGGCAUCCCGCCCCAGAGCCAGAUGGCAGUGGGCCAGGAGGUGUUCGGGCUGCUUCCGGGGCUCAUGCUCUACGCCACACUCUGGUUGCGUGAGCACAACCGAGUGUGUGACCUGCUGAAGGCUGAGCACCCCACCUGGGGUGAUGAGCAGCUCUUCCAGACAGCCCGCCUCAUCCUCAUGGGGGAGACCAUCAAGAUUGUGAUCGAGGAAUAUGUGCAGCAGCUGAGUGGCUACUUCCUGAAGCUCAAGUUUGACCCGGAGCUGCUGUUAGGCACCCAGUUCCAGUACCGUAACCGAAUUGCCAUGGAGUUCAACCAGCUCUACCACUGGCACCCGCUCAUGCCCGACUCCUUCCGGGUGGGCCCCCAGAACUACAGCUACAAGCAGUUCCUGUUCAACACCUCCAUGCUGGUGGACUACGGGGUCGAGGCCCUGGUGGACGCCUUCUCUCGCCAGCCCGCGGGCCGGAUCGGCGGGGGUAGGAACAUAGACCACCGUGUCCUAUACGUGGCUGUGGAAGUCAUCAAGGAAUCGAGAGAGUUGCGGCUGCAGCCCUUCAAUGAGUACCGCAAGAGGUUUGGCAUGAAGCCCUACACCUCUUUCCAGGAGCUCACAGGAGAGAAGGAGAUGGCAGCUGAGUUGGAGGAGCUGUAUGGAGACAUCGAUGCCUUGGAGUUCUACCCAGGGCUGCUUCUUGAGAAGUGCCCUCCAAACUCCAUCUUUGGGGAGAGUAUGAUAGAAAUUGGGGCUCCUUUUUCCCUUAAGGGCCUCUUAGGGAAUCCUAUCUGUUCUCCGGAGUACUGGAAGUCGAGCACAUUUGGCGGUGAGAUGGGUUUCAACCUUGUCAAGACGGCCACGCUGAGGAAGCUGGUUUGCCUCAACACCAAGACUUGUCCCUACGUCUCCUUCCACGUGCCGGACCCCCGCCAGGAGGACGGGCCUGGAGCGGAGCGACCAUCCACAGAGCUCUGAGGGGACAGGGCAGCAGCAUUCUGGAGGGUAGAGCUUACUGCUCAUCAUUCCAGAACGCUGAGGCCAGGGUUGAUAGUCUUCAAUGUUGGGUUUCUGAUUUGGUGUUGAGAGCAUCAGGGUGGACAUUUAGAACUCUGGGUCUCUCACCACGAUCUGGAAUACUGUGGUCUUGUUUGUCGAUCUAGAAUGCUGAAUUCCUGGUGAACCAUCUAGAAUGUUAGGAGUGGUUCUCCUUCGGAAUGUCAGAACACUGGUUUCCUGGUUGAUCACCUAGAAUGUCAGAUUUCUGGUUGAUCUGGAAUACAGGCAUUCUAAAAUAUGGGACUCCUGAUGGAAUCAUCUAGAAAGUUAAGGGGUUCUUAUUUUGCGUUCUAGAAUUCUGGGUGGUCCUCCAGAGUGUUGACUUUCUGAUUGGUUAUUCAGAAUGUGGUGUUCCUGGUUGCUGAUCCAGAACAGUAGCUGGUGUGCUAGAUCUGUCCUGUCCUGAAUGUCUGGAGCAUUGAUGAUUCAUUUUCCUGUUCAGUGAGACAUCCACAGAGCAGGGGAAUCUAAUGUCUAAUGAGAAUGCAUUGCCUGAAUCUGUGCCUGCACAGAGGAGGCAAGGAGGUGGGGUGUUCUUCUUGGGACCCCAACUGAGACCCUGGUCUGAGGAUAUAGAGGGAACAGGUGGCUUUUUCCAGGCCAUUGAUUGGAAGCCACCAGAGCUCUGUCUUUGCCCAGAUCUUGACUCACGGCAGCUGUUUUUCAUGAAGUUAAUAAAGUUCUUUUUCCAAA